Molecule: messenger RNA, 1720 nt
Organism: Chaetomium strumarium
Lineage: Eukaryota; Fungi; Ascomycota; Sordariomycetes; Sordariales; Chaetomiaceae
Exons: 3
Coding region: 347-1519 (390 amino acids)
Biological process (GO): regulation of endocytosis; regulation of ARF protein signal transduction
Cellular component (GO): Golgi membrane
Molecular function (GO): GTPase activator activity
Source: RefSeq, a predicted model, not a curated record
CCGCAACCCCCAACAAGCGUGUCCAAUAAUCAGCUGGCCUCACCCAAGUCCAACGCGGGCCCAGAACAACCUCAACUUGUCCUGCCGAGGGUACCUUAUUACCGAACCUGUAACUUUGCCCUUCGGUCUUCUACCACCAACUUUUAGAACUGGUAGAAGCAAUAACAACCAAGGUCACGCAACCAUCGACUAGGCUCCGAACGUACUGCAUAGCGCUAGCAGAUUCUCGAUAUUGCCGUUCCCAUCAACGAAAACCCCAUCGGGCACGAAGCCCACGAAUUCUCUGUUAACGUCUCUUCGCUCAAUCAUCUACACACCGGCAGGGGUUCGAGCGUAGUCAGCCACGAUGGCUUCCAAGGCCAUGUGGGAGGUCGAUCCUGAAACGAGGUCCAAACUCGUCGCGAUCCAGCAAGAAGCCAAGAACAACAUCUGCUGUGACUGCAACGCGCCUUCCCCGCAAUGGGCGUCCCCGAAAUUCGGCAUCUUUAUCUGUUUGUCUUGCGCCGGCGUUCACCGCGGCCUGGGCGUGCACAUCUCGUUUGUGCGGUCCAUCUCCAUGGACGCCUUCAAAGCCGCUGAGAUCGAACGCAUGCGCCUCGGCGGCAAUGAGAACUGGCGGCGCUUCUUUGAUGAACACGAGGACACCAAGAUGAGGGGACUUACCUGGGACGACGCGACGAUUGCAGAACGGUACGGGGGCGAGGUUGGCGAGGAGUGGAAGGAGAGGCUGAGUGCCAAGGUCGAAGGGCGGGAGUACGUGCCCGGGGAGAAGAAGCAGAGCAAGAGUGCGAGUGCAAGUCCCGCGCCGGGCGCGGGGGCCCCCUCGACGGCGCCGACGCGCAGCGCGCCAAGGGCGAAUACACCGCUGGGCGGGAGCGCCGCGGCGGCCGCCCCGGCCAGCGGGAGUAGGAAUGCCAGCCCUGGGCCGGGCAAGAUCAAGGUGGACGUGGACUACUUUGCGAAGCUGGGCGAGCGGAACGCGCAGCGGCCGGCCGACCUGCCCCCCAGCCAAGGAGGCAAGUACAGUGGGUUUGGCAACUCGGCGCCGCGGCCGCAGAGGGAGGAGCAAGCGCUGCCGGGACUGGAGGAUCUGCAGAAGGAUCCCGUCGCGGCGAUAAGUAAGGGCUUCGGUUGGUUUACGUCGGCGGUCACCAAGACGGCCAAGACGGUUAACGAGGGUUUCAUUCAGCCGACGGCAAAGCAGAUAGCCGAAUCCGAGUUGGCUGCGCAGGCCCGCAACGCGGCUGCCCAAGCGGCGAAAUCGGCGCAGGCGGGCGCCAAGACUGCGCAGGAAGGGCUCACUCGGUUUGUGGAAGGCCCGUCUGGCAGCGGAUACAAGCCGGCCAACAGCAACAAUUUUGACGAGAGCAAGCGUGCGUUCUGGGACGAGUUUUCUGCUGCCGCGGACCAGAGGAAGAAGACUGGCAGCUCAAUAGGGACCUCGGCAAUGGGCAAGGGCGGGAGCAAGCAGACUGGGCCGGUAGGAAAUAGUGGCAAGGACGAAUGGGAUGAUUGGUGAGACGAGAACCUCCUUAGGGAGGUUCAACGGGGGGCGUGGUGGUGAAAAGGGAGUGUGGGUGUGGGUGGCUAGCGUUGUUGUACGGCUUUUGGAGACGGGGCAUCGGUGAUCUGAAGUACAGUGUAGCAUUUCAGAACGGGUAAUCACUUCGGCUGAGAAUUUCGCGCGAUACUCAUCACGGUCAUACAUACUAGUAGUAAG